This is a messenger RNA of Macrobrachium nipponense, 1006 nucleotides long. RefSeq names its product X-linked retinitis pigmentosa GTPase regulator-like. The record is from RefSeq and is a predicted model, not a curated record. The coding region runs from base 83 to 1006 and encodes 307 amino acids. Lineage: Eukaryota; Metazoa; Arthropoda; Malacostraca; Decapoda; Palaemonidae. The transcript is spliced from 8 exons.
AAAACAGCACCCGUUUGUGUUCGUUGUCGUCUGCUCAGUUUGAACGACACAUUGUUUUGAGAGAAAAUGACAUUUGAAGACCAUGACAGUCGACGGCGACUUCGACGUGCCUGCAACGGGUGCUGUUUUUACCUUUGGCAAGAGUAGGUUUGCGGACAAUUCUCCCUCCAAGUUUUGGAUCAAGAAUGACAGGAUUUUGGAAUUGGCUUGUGGAGAUGAACAUACUGCUGUUGUCACAGAGAGUGGGCGAGUGUUUAUGAUUGGUAGCAAUGACUUGGGUCAGCUUGGCCUGGGUUCUACGAAGCCAGUUUCAAAACCAUCAUGUGUUAAAGCCCUGAAACCUGAGAAAGUCAAGCAUGCAGCAUGUGGCAGAGCGCAUACCAUUGUUUCAUGCGCUUCUGGGAGUGUGUACGCUUGGGGUCACAACGAGGAUGGUCAACUUGGGACAGAAGAUCUCGAGGACCGUCACUCCCCUAUCCUAAUUCUGGAAAUGGAUAUUCCAGUCACUGCUUUGGCAGCAGGGAGCACUCAUUCUGCUCUGUUGAAUGGAGUUACAGAUUACAGUAACUGGUUAAUUGAAAUAUCAAGGGCCUUCAAAUUCAUAGAUACAUGCAGUAUUGACAGUUACAUACUUGAGAAUUGUGUACAAAAGCUGAGAAUGAAUUAUUAUAAAGGGAAUUUAACAGAGCAUGGAUGGAAAGCUUUAGAGAGGAUACUGGAUGAGAGAUUAAGAGAGAUUGUAAAGAUCGGGAAACAGCAUUAUGAAUUUAUUAGAGGGAGAUGGAUGGUAGAUGCCAUCUUAUACCAAGAGGGAGGAUAUGAGGAUGUUGUUGACAGUAGCCUAAAAGCAGUGUGGGGGAAGUCGAGAGAUGUAGCUGGAGUAGUAUGUGAUAAGAAAAUGCCAAUCAAGCUAAAAGUCAAGAUCUAUAACACAGUGAUAAGACCAGUGUUAAUGUAUGGAUCAGAAACAUGGGCUCUUAAGAGGAAAAGAGGAAGUAAUGCUUGA